This is a messenger RNA of Prorocentrum cordatum, 1320 nucleotides long. Lineage: Eukaryota; Dinophyceae; Prorocentrales; Prorocentraceae. The record is from the annotation of a GenBank genome assembly.
AUGGCCGGCAGACGCUCGGUGGCCAGGCGCGGACGCGCCGCUGCACGCGAGGAGCAAAACUUCUGCCCGUGGCGAUGUUUGUUCCCCCGUGCGUGGGCCUUGGCUCUUCCUGCACGGGUGCUGCUCGGCACCGUCGCGGCCGCGUGCCUCCGGGCCCUGGCCGUGCCGCCAGGGCGGCAGAGGGCGAGGGGCCUCGUGGGCCUGAGGUCGAUGUCGGCCGAUGCUGGGAGGCGCGGAGGUCGCGAAGGUGGCGAGGAGGCGAAGAAGGGGGAGGACGGCAGUAAUCAAGCUGCUUGUGAUGCAGGGGUGUUCAGGCGGCUACCACGCAAACACGACAGCACGUGGAUAAAGCGUGCAAUAAUUCCGAAGCAGCCGAUGUCGCCCUACACUCUGUGGCUCCGCGACAACGGCUUCACCUCGGGACCCGAGGUCUUUCGGCAGUGGUGCGAGAUCGGGCCAGACGAAGAGCGGGACUACACCCAGCGGGCCGCCAAGCUGGUGGGCGAAAGAUUCAAGAAGUGGAUGAAGACGGGCGUCAUGCCCAGGUCUGCUGCAGAACAAGCAGAAAAAGAGCGACGGAUAGCAGAACAAGAGCGACGGAAGAAGAGAAAGGAGAAAAGAAACAAAAAACAUGAGAUACCUAAAGAUGAAGGCGAGAAGGUGCUGACAUCUGUCUGGGAGGCUCUGGGCGCGGCCGCGGCGCCGAUGACCGCCUUGGACGUCGCGCGCGCAAUCGGCAAGGAGCGAGCCAAAGACGUGAACCCGACGCUGUUCCGCCUGAAGAGGGACCAUGUAUCGCUCUCGAACGAGGGGCUCUCGAAGAUGCCCGAGGCGAUUCGCGAGGCGGCGGCGGACUUUCCCGCCGAGGCAACGAGGCAGGAGAUCAACGGGGCGAGCCAUGAACGGUUCGAGCGCGUCAACCACGAGUUGAACACGCCGCUGGUGAGCGGCGGAAGCUGGAGCUGCCCCCUGGCGGAGCCGAACAGGCCACUCUCCAUGAUGGCAUCAGGGAGCGGAGCGCUGCGAGAGUUGUUCGCGGCCGCGCUGCGGCGAUGCGGCGCUCCGAGCCGGGGGCGCCCGUGGACGCUGGCUUUCGGGCACGAUGAGUUCAGCCCUGGCGGCGCGCUCGGCCUCGGGGUGCACAACAUUCGCAGUGGCAACGCGUGGUUCACACCUGUGGUUGUUCGCCGCAGCUGGUUCAGGCAGUUCAUGAUCGCCGAUCUCGAAGGCCACCGCGCGUCGUUGAACAGCAGCGGUGCCAGCUGCUUCAGGCCGCGCAUGCGACAUUGCAUCGCGCUCGAGAAAACCAGGCGCGGCUGA